Messenger RNA from Paraglomus brasilianum, 1414 nucleotides. The record is from the annotation of a GenBank genome assembly. Lineage: Eukaryota; Fungi; Glomeromycota; Glomeromycetes; Paraglomerales; Paraglomeraceae.
AUGGACAACACCUUGCCCCAGAAAUCUUUAUCGAGCUCAUUAGCUCGAAGGCUUGGACUCUCUCAGCCAAUUCCUCCAUCUAUACAGCAACCAAACAAGAAGAAUCAGGCAGAACCCUCAUCUGGGCAUGCCUCGGCAAAGUAUACAAACACCUCGAGCCAUACUGGCCAAGAAAAAUCAAUACAGCCCAAUACCACUACCUCUCGUCUCGCAAAUGGAAAGUCCAAACUGACCAGACAGGAAGCUAUAUGGAAAUCAGAAGGGAGAAUCAAAAAGCAAUCUCCCUAUGGACAAUCCUCGAUGAACUCCCAGUCUGGGGAAAGCCAAAAUCGACAAUCGGAGAAACGUUCUCCCUCCUCGCUGCAAUCAAGAAUAGGGAACUCAUCCAGUCGUAUGAUGAGUACAACAACUUCCAGUGGGCAAGAAGCUGGAAGUUUAACCCCUCUGCAAGUCAAAUUACUGAAGAGCGGAAGACGCCUGGCAGGAAAGCGACUACCAGCAAGCAAUAUCUACCCCAGGCCCAAGCCACAAUUAAAUCAAGCCACCCCCAAGCCACCAGUGACACAGAAACGGACACAAGCUCCACAAUGUCCACAAAAACCACCUGGGAUGAAAGUUCCUCCACAGGUACCACAACAACCACAUGGACAAGUGACGAAGAAUGUCACACAAGGGUCUAUAGAAUCAAGACCCCAAACAAACAAAAGAAUAAGGAGCCAGUCCCCAAAUCGGUCCAACCAAAAACCCAACAAGAAGAGGACCUUAAUUCCCAAAAAACAAUCUACAAGUCCCCCAAAUCAAUCAAAAGGACCAAUGUCAACUGGUACAAACAAGGAGAGACCAAGUCCCCCUACCAAAAACUUGGAGAAUACAUCUACGACAAUGAAGCAGGGUGGGUCUUCCGUACCUUCGACCAAAAGAGAGGAGAAACAAUAUCCGAAGAAGAGGAAAGCAGGAGAGUUAGAGGGCAAAGUGCCUUCGAAGAGGGAGAAGAUGACUUCUAUCCCACUGACAUCGACGAAUAUGAAGGGAGAAAAACCUACUCCCCCAACUAUUAUCCCAACUCCCCCAGCGAACCCUCUGGCUACUACAUUACCUCAUCCAGAAGCAACCAAGUCCCUGAAGGAGUUAAAAUCUUUAGAAGAUGCAGACUUACUUCUCAACCUUGGUGGGACAAGUAAAAACAUUGAGGAUGAGGUGGAUUUUAAUGAAUGGUUGGAUUUUGGUCUUCUUGGAGAUGAAAAAGGAAAACUACCUGCUCAGGAAAACCAGGUGGAGGAAGAAACGGCUGGGAAGAAAGAAAUGACUGCUGAGGAAAUGGCAGCAGCAGUCGAAGCCAUAUUGGAGGACAGAGUAGAGUCUAAAGAAGAGGGCGAGUUAAUAGACUUAGAUAUAAUUUGUAGUGAGGAAUUUA